ACUCUACCCGUCGGGGAACAAACCCAUCUUGCACAUACCAGCUAAGCAUGUUUAACUACGAACGUCCAAAACACUUCAUCCAGUCCCAAAAUCCAUGUGGCUCCAGACUGCAGCCUCCAGGACAGGAAGCCCCCGGCUUCCCUAGCCAGACCAAACAAUCCUCCAUCGUCAUCCAGCCCCGCCAGUGCACGGAGCAGAGGUUUUCUGCCUCGUCCACAGUAAGCUCUCACAUCACCGUGUCUUCCUCGGCUUAUCCUGCUUCCCAGCAGCUUGGGGGCCCCAACCCAGGCCAAAAGGUUACUGCCACCUAUAACCAGUCUCCAGCCAGCUUCCUCAGCUCGAUUUUACCAUCUCAACCUGAUUACAGUAACAGUAAGAUCCCAUCUGCUGUGGACUCCAACUAUCAACAAUCCUCAGUUAACCAACCAGUAAAUGCCAUGUCAUCCCAAACUGCAAAUGCUAAGCCCACUCCAAGGACUCCUGACCAUGAAAUCCAAGGAUCAAAAGAAGCAUUGAUUCAAGAUUUGGAGAGAAAGCUGAAAUGCAAGGACACCCUUCUUCAAAAUGGAAAUCAAAGGCUGACCUAUGAGGAGAAGAUGGCUCGCAGGUUGCUAGGUCCCCAGAACGCUGCUGCUGUGUUUCAAGCUCCAAACAAUGACGUCCAAGAUUCUUCACAGCAGCACAACCCGGAACAUGCACGGCUGCAGGUUCCCACAUCACAAGUAAGAAGUAGAUCCUCCUCAAGAGCAGAGGCAAAUGACCAGGACGCCAUCCAAGAGAAGUUUUACCCACCACGCUUCAUUCAAGUGCCAGAAAAUAUGUCGAUUGAAGAAGGACGGUUCUGCAGAAUGGAUUUUAAAGUGAGUGGACUACCGGCCCCUGACGUGUCAUGGUAUCUAAACGGGAGUCCAGUUCAAUCAGAUGAGUUGCACAAAAUGAUAGUAUCUGAGAAAGGCUUUCACUCGCUCAUCUUUGAAGUGGUCAGAGCAUCAGACGCAGGGUCGUAUGCCUGUGUGGCCAGGAACAGAGCCGGAGAAGCCACUUUCACCGUGCAGCUGGACGUCCUUGCAAAAGAGCAUAAAAGAGCGCCAAUGUUUAUCUACAAACCACAGAGUAAAAAGGUUUUUGAGGGAGAGUCAGUGAAACUAGAAUGCCAGAUCUCAGCUAUCCCUCCACCCAAGCUGUUCUGGAAAAGAAACAAUGAAAUGGUCCAGUUCAACACCGAUCGGAUAAGCCUAUAUCAUGACAAUGCCGGAAGAGUGACUUUACUGAUAAAGGACGUAACCAAGAAGGAUGCUGGGUGGUACACAGUGUCCGCAGUCAAUGAGGCUGGUGUGACCACGUGUAACACAAGACUUGACGUCACAGCCCGCCCAAACCAAACGCCCCCAGCUCCCAAGCAGCUGCGUGUUCGACCAACUUUCAGCAAAUAUUUAGCACUUAACGGGAGAGGUUUGGAUGUGAGACAAGCAUUUAACCCAGAAGGAGAGUUUCAGCGCCUAGCGGCUCAAUCUGGACUCUACGAAAGUGAAGAACUUUAA
This is a messenger RNA of Arvicola amphibius (Eurasian water vole), 1541 nucleotides long. It is a transcript of the gene Myot, whose product is annotated as myotilin. Gene Ontology annotation, molecular function: cell-cell adhesion mediator activity. Gene Ontology annotation, biological process: dendrite self-avoidance; homophilic cell-cell adhesion; axon guidance. The transcript is spliced from 9 exons. Gene Ontology annotation, cellular component: axon; plasma membrane. NCBI's taxonomy places the organism in Eukaryota, Metazoa, Chordata, Mammalia, Rodentia, Cricetidae. The record is from RefSeq and is a predicted model, not a curated record. Bases 48 to 1541 code for a protein of 497 amino acids.